Molecule: messenger RNA, 2667 nt
Organism: Zasmidium cellare ATCC 36951
Lineage: Eukaryota; Fungi; Ascomycota; Dothideomycetes; Mycosphaerellales; Mycosphaerellaceae
Product: glycosyltransferase family 35 protein
Exons: 7
Coding region: 1-2667 (888 amino acids)
Biological process (GO): glycogen catabolic process
Cellular component (GO): cytoplasm
Molecular function (GO): pyridoxal phosphate binding; glycogen phosphorylase activity
Source: RefSeq, a predicted model, not a curated record
AUGGCAUCCACCACCGCCGACAAGCCCGCCCGCGAACGCAAGCCCUCCACCUCAGCUCCCAUCACCGACUUCCAAGGGCCCAUUGGGCCAGAGGGCAUCUCAAGACCCAAGCACAAGAGAACUGUGACGGGCUUUGCUCCACAGGAGAUCAAGAGCAUUGAGGCUAGUAUUCCCGAGGGGCAGAGGGCGGCAUGGAGGAAAUACUCUGCACAAGAGUUCAAGACGAAGGAUGAGUUCGACUCCGAGGUCGUCAAGCACAUUGAGACGACCUUGGCAAGAUCGCUCUUCAACUGCGAUGAGGCAGCGGCGUAUGCGGGAACAGCACUGGCUUUCCGUGAUCGUCUGAUCAUUGAGUGGAAUCGGACACAGCAGCAACAGACGGCCGCUGACCCCAAGCGUGUAUACUACCUCUCUCUGGAGUUCUUGAUGGGCAGAGCUUUGGACAAUGCUAUGCUCAACACUGGCAUGAAGAAUAUCGCUUCUGAGGGCCUCGAGGAUCUCGGCUUCCGCAUGGAAGAUGUCAUCUCGCAAGAACGCGAUGCAGCUCUCGGAAACGGCGGUCUCGGACGUCUCGCAGCCUGCUUCCUCGACUCCCUCGCAACCCUCAAUUACCCAGCCUGGGGUUACGCCCUGCGCUACCGAUACGGUAUCUUCAAGCAAGAGAUUAUUGAUGGAUACCAAGUCGAGAUUCCAGACUACUGGCUCGACUUCAACCCAUGGGAGUUCCCCCGACACGACGUCACGGUCGACGUGCAGUUCUACGGAAACGUGAGGAAGUACACGGAUGGCAGCGGCAAGCAGAUUAGCGUUUGGGAGAAUGGCGAAAUUGUCACGGCUGUGGCAUACGACGCGCCCAUUCCCGGAUACGGCACCAAGACCACCAACAACCUGCGUCUGUGGUCGAGUAAGGCUUCCCACGGCGAGUUUGACUUUACCAAGUUCAACUCGGGCGAGUACGAAGCUUCGGUGGCAGACCAGCAGCGUGCGGAGACCAUCUCGGCUGUGCUCUAUCCUAACGACAGCCUUGAGCGAGGAAAGGAGCUUCGCUUGAAGCAGCAGUACUUCUGGUGUGCUGCUUCGCUUUUCGAUAUCGUUCGUCGGUUCAAGAAGUCCAGGAAGGCGUGGAAGGAGUUCCCCAACCAGGUCGCCAUCCAACUGAACGACACCCACCCAACUCUUGCCAUUCCAGAAUUGCAGCGCAUUCUCAUCGACCAAGAAGGUCUGGAGUGGGAUGAGGCGUGGAGCAUCGUCCAGAAGACCUUCGGCUACACCAACCACACUGUUCUUCCAGAGGCUCUCGAGAAGUGGUCCGUCCCACUCAUCCAGCAUCUCCUCCCACGCCACCUUCAAAUCAUCUACGACAUCAACCUCAACUUCCUGCAGUAUGUUGAGAGGAACUUCCCCAAGGACCGCGAUAUGCUUUCCCGCGUUUCCAUCAUCGAGGAGUCGCAGCCCAAGAUGGUCCGCAUGGCCUACUUGGCUGUUAUUGGCAGCCACAAGGUCAACGGUGUCGCUGAGCUGCACUCAGACCUGAUCAAGACGACGAUUUUCAAGGACUUUGUCAAGAUCUACGGUCCAGACAAGUUCACCAACGUCACCAACGGCAUCACCCCUCGCAGAUGGCUGCACCAGGCCAAUCCCAGACUCUCAGAACUCAUCGCCAGCAAGCUUGGUGGCUACGACUUUCUGCGUGAUUUGACUCAACUCCACAAGCUCGAGUCCUAUGUUGAUGAUAAGGAGUUCCGCAAAGAGUUCCAAGAGAUCAAGUACGCCAACAAAGUCCGUCUGGCCAAGUACAUCAAGGAAGUCAACGGUAUCGCUGUCAACCCAUCCAGCCUGUUCGACAUCCAAGUCAAGCGUAUGCACGAGUACAAGCGUCAACAACUCAACAUCUUCGGCGUCAUCCACCGAUACCUCGAACUCAAGGACAUGUCUCCUGAAGAGCGCAAGAAGGUGCAACCACGCGUGAGCAUCUUCGGUGGCAAGGCCGCUCCGGGCUACUGGAUGGCCAAGACUGUCAUCCACUUGAUCAACCAGGUCAGCAAGGUCGUCAACUCUGACAAGGACAUUGGCGAUGCUUUGAAGGUUGUGUUCUUGGAGGACUACAAUGUCAGCAAGGCGGAGAUGAUUACCCCGGCUAGUGAUAUCAGUGAGCACAUCUCGACGGCUGGUACGGAGGCGUCUGGAACUUCGAACAUGAAGUUUGUACUGAACGGUGGUUUGAUCAUUGGUACUUGUGACGGUGCCAACAUUGAGAUCACCCGCGAAGUCGGCGAAGACAACAUAUUCCUCUUCGGCAACCUCUCCGAAGACGUCGAAGACCUCCGCCACCACCACUUCUACGGCGAAUUCCAACUGGACCCCUCGCUCGACCGCGUCUUCAAGACGAUCCGCGAAGGCGCCUUCGGCGACGCCGGCCAGUUCUCCGCGCUCGUCAACUCGAUCGUCGACCACGGCGACUACUACCUCGUCUCGGACGACUUCAAGAGCUACCUGGACACGCAGAAACUCAUCGACGAGGCGUACAAGAACCAGGAGGAGUGGCUGACCAAGACGAUCACGAGCGUGGCGAGGAUGGGCUUCUUUUCGAGCGAUCGGUGUAUUGAUGAGUAUGCGGAGAUGAUUUGGAAUGUCGAGCCUGUUAAGGUGCAGGGGCAGGAGUCGUAG